AUGGAUGGAUCCGAGUCAGUGUCCAGUGAAGAUACUCAUAACUAUGCAGGCGUUGCAGCUGAUCGUCUACGCGAUCCGGCGCUGGCAGAUCCAGACAGCGACCAGAGAUCUGCACCCCGGGCAAUCACUGGCAGAGCAGAUUGGCGUAUUCGCAACCAUCCAGAUUACCCUCGCCAGGGUUCAGAAGACGAAUAUGCACAGCAGAUGGAAGACAAGCGGGCCGCUCUUCGAAACUACCAGCAAUUCCCUAAGACGGUGUUGACACUGGAUUCUACGAUGGAACAAAACCGCCCUCCUGGACCAGAUGGAUACCAGAGGCGUGAUUCUUCUGAGAGUUUCCCUAUGUUUUCCGCCUCUACGGAUAGUUCGCACCCUUCGAAAUCCCUUGGUGUCUCUUACUCUUCCAAUGGCCGAUUCCCGGAUCGGCGACAGUCAGAUGCUGGACAGGCUAAUAGUUCCUACGGAGGACGGUCUGUUGUCUCUGGCGAAAGAGAAUCACAUUUGGAACCGGCACCAGAAGAGCCGGAGGAUGAUCUCGAAAUGGAUGAUUCCACCAUUGAAGCCGGUCGGAUUCAUCUUGAACGACCUUCCAGCCCCCCCGCCCUUAUUGACCGAAUCUACCCCGCUGGACCAUCCAAGCUCGCCAUGGCAGGCAUUUAUGAAGAUUUUUCGCAAGUCCAAAUUCCUCUGGCUCCAGAUACAGCUGAACCGAAGCCAUGGAGCAUCGAAGCCAUUUUGAAAGAGGCUGUUCGAUACUAUCACAGCAAUAGCAGCUCUGUCGACAUCCAAACUGCAGCGCACCUUUUGCAGAAACUCCAUGUCCUGUUCAAAGAUUGCGAGAUAAUCCUUCCGUAUGAGGAAAGUGAAAUGAUCUUCAAGACCUACAAUGAAUAUCUUAUUCGGCAUUCUAUGGACCUGGAGGCCGCAGAGCUUCGUCUGUCCUGCGUACCUUCUUACCCAGGUGUUUAUGACUAUGCCCAGGUUGACACCUUCAUCAAUGUAUUCUGCCACACUUGCCAAAAACCCUACGAAAACCCGAAGCGCGACAACUCUCAAUGGGUUACUGCACAGGAAGAAAAACAGCAGACGACCUCUUUUGGUGGUGCAAGUCCUAAUCCGAUUUCUGAAACCACCUCACAUUCGUCUGUCCCAACAGAAGCAAUCUCAUCCUCCGAGUUGGAUCAAUUUAAUUCUUUCACCCCUCCUCGACCCAAGGGUGCUGCUCUCUGGUCCUGGUGCCAAGGAUGUGGUCAUGGUGGUCAUGUCGCCUGCAUCACAACCUGGCUCAGUGAUAUUUCUAUCAGUGAAGGUGGCUGUGCCACUCCUGGCUGCUCGCAUGACUGUGGUCCAGGUCCCCGUCGUGAGCUUAACCGCCAAGCUUUGCUUACAGAAUCUAAACGUCGUGACUCCGUCAGUCGUACCUCCGGCGUUGGUCUCGUGAAACGGGAUCCUUGGACAAAGGGCGAAAGUAAGGCAGUUGAAAAAGUUCGUGGCAUGCUUGGCGCUGCUGGUGUUGUUGCCGCUACCGGUGGCACAGUUUCCACUAACACCUCGGCUCCUGGCCAGGCUGUCUCUUCCGGUGCUGUGUCGCCUAAAAAGGUCAGGCUGGUCACUCCUGGAGAGCAGGGUCGACGAAGAGGUCCCUCUAGUCGGUCAAGCUUUGCUCCUACAAAUUAA
This is a messenger RNA of Penicillium malachiteum, 1677 nucleotides long. RefSeq lists its product as uncharacterized. NCBI's taxonomy places the organism in Eukaryota, Fungi, Ascomycota, Eurotiomycetes, Eurotiales, Aspergillaceae. The record is from RefSeq and is a predicted model, not a curated record. Bases 1 to 1677 code for a protein of 558 amino acids. Gene Ontology annotation, biological process: positive regulation of TOR signaling. The transcript has 4 exons.